Messenger RNA from Plenodomus lingam JN3, 3030 nucleotides. The record is from RefSeq and is a predicted model, not a curated record. NCBI's taxonomy places the organism in Eukaryota, Fungi, Ascomycota, Dothideomycetes, Pleosporales, Leptosphaeriaceae.
AUGGACUACACCAACGAGAAUGUGGGCGCGAUGAAGCGUUCUGGUAUUCCUCCACCAAAACCCAUCACUCUCCACGCCUCUCCACCGCCCGCUCUGGCCGAAUUGCGAGAUUCGAGCAUGAACACCCGCUCUGCAAUCGCGCCGUCAUCGAUGAAGCACAAACCGUCCGGCUGUAAACUACCCACACCCAUCCUGAAUGAAUCCAACGAGCUGCUGACAUACCCAGUGCCAGAACCCGCCUUUAAAAUGCGCAAGACCCUCAAGGAGAAGGCUGGCGAACCUAUCGCACUGAAGCCAGGCGCCUCAUCUAUCUCGCGCUUGCCCCCUAAUAGUGUUAAGGGCAUUUCGGGGCGUAAUCAUGCAGUCUCGACCUCACGCAUGCCUUCGAAAGGCCUAUCCAAACACUCGUCUGUGGCAACCCUUGGUGGUAGUGUGGGAGGCCCGCGGGGCCCCGCGCGACCCAAGUCUGCCUACGGUCAAUACAGUGGUCAUGCACGGAGCAAGUCCUAUCAUCAGGGCGCGCGGCCGGCCACCGCAAUGAGAGGUGGCAAGGAUGAGGAGGACGAAGAGGAAGCGGAGCGCAAAGGUGUGCAACCAUUUCAUAUCCCUAUGAGCCCCACCGAAAGCAUGCAUGUUUCGAAAAGGACAGCGUCAUCCUACGUAAUGCGCGCAAAUCCCAGCCAUAUGUUCUCUCAGAAAUCCUUGUAUUUGUGGACGACGCGUCCUGUCUCUUCUCAUUCUGUUCUUCGCCCAAUCACACCUGUCAUCGAGGAGCCUGCUCAGAUUGAUCGCGGUGACAUCUGCACAAGUUUGGGAGCGCUCAUUUUGCGCGACUCAAAAGCAGAGUCUGGUGGAACUCAUGACGGCCGGAACUCUUCAUCUAGCAAGGGAACCACCGUAUUUCUGAGCACGAAAAUGUCCCAGUCUCAUCUUUCUCUGACUACAGCCCCCCCUAUCCGACCGCAACUUAUGGCCGUGUCAUUUCGGCAAUCAGUAUCAACGCUCAAGAAACCACCACAAUCACCUUUCCUGAACAAAUUCACUAACGACCGCUGCCCAGACUUUUACGAUGAGCGCAUUGAGAAAAUGGAACGCGAAUUCCGCGUAUUCAAGGAACAGAUGGAAGGUGAUGUAGGACAAGCUACCAAGUACAAGGAGUCAAUCCAGCAACUCCAGAAUCGGGUUACCGAACUAGAGGCGAUUCGUGCCCGUCUUGAGGUCGUUAACAAAGGGUUGAACUUCGAGCUAGACGACACGCGAAGCUGCCUCAAGUCGGUUAAGAUGGAGAUGGAGAUGGCGCAACAAAAACAUUCAUACGAAGUAGACGAUCUUCGCCGAAAAUUGCGCAAUGAGGUUGAGGAGCUGGAAUUUCGAUAUCAAAAAGACACUGCACGGCUACAGAGGCAGAACGAAGACGCAGAGAGCAAGGUGCGAAAGGACCUAGAGGAAAAAAUUGAUAGACUUCUCAAAGAUCACUCCUUGGAGCUAGCGGAGCUUCGCAAGCAGCUGGAUAUCGACAGUCAAGCAGAGCGCGCUAGACAGUCAGAACUAGCCCAAAAGAUUGAAACGGAGUAUGCCUCGAAAUUACGAAUGGCUGCACUCGACUCAGAUGCGAAGGAGCGAGAAGUCCAGCUCCUGCAGGGCGAGGUAACGAAGGUGAAGGCUGAGCUUGAUCGUGAACGACUUCUAAAGGCAGGCCUCCAGAUCCAACUAACAGAGUCGAUCACGAACAAUCUGGCCAUGGAUGCAGCGAAUAAAGCGAUGAAGGAGAAGAUCGAUUUCCUUGAGUCAGACAGUCAAGCCCAAUCGCAAGCAUUCAACGAUCUCCACAAGCGGAUGCAGGAUGCUAUCGAAGCUGCGGAACGAGCACAUGACAAGUUGCGUCAAGAAGAAACGCUUCGACGGAAAUUGUUUAACCAAGUACAAGAGCUGAAAGGCAACAUCAGAGUCAUGUGUCGUGUCCGACCAGCCCAUAAGUCGGAAACGGAACCUGCACUUAUUGCUUACCCUGACUGCGACACUGACUGCAAAGAGGUGGCCAUCACUGGCCCUAGCAAGCAAAGUGCGACUGGUAAAGACAUUACUGCGUCAUACACCUACUCUUUUGACCGUGUCUUCGGCCCCACGACUCAGAAUGCCGAGGUGUUUGAGGAGAUUAGCCAACUGGUACAGAGUGCGCUGGACGGCUAUAAUGUCUGUAUUUUUUGCUACGGCCAGACCGGGUCUGGGAAGACGCACACAAUGUCGUCUGCUGAUGGAAUGAUUCCGCGAGCCACGGCACAGAUAUGGGAAGAAGCACAACGACUACAAGACAAAAACUGGCGGUACACGAUGGAAGGGUCUUUCAUCGAGGUCUACAAUGAGACCUAUAACGAUCUGCUGGGUCGUUCAGAGGAUCUCGAUAAGAAGAGAAUAACCGUGAAGCACGAAAAGAAUGGGAAGACCUACCUGGAAAAUGUUGUGAGCGUCAUGUUGGAUGGUCCUGAGAGCGUCGUAAAAAUCCUUACUACGGCAAGUAAGAAUCGGACCGUAGCCGCGACGAAGGCGAACAUGCGAUCAAGUCGAAGUCACUCGGUUUUCAUUUUGAAGCUUGUAGGGACAAACGAGGUCACUGGGGAAAAGAGCGAGGGUACGCUCAACCUCGUUGAUCUUGCUGGAUCUGAGAGGCUUGAACAUUCCAAAGCCGAAGGUGCACGACUUAAAGAGACGCAAAACAUCAACAAGAGUCUAAGCUGCUUGGGAGAUGUCAUCAAUGCUCUGGGAACAGCCAAGGAGAGCACGCAUAUUCCAUACAGAAAUUCUAAGCUCACAUUCCUUCUCCAAAAUUCUCUCGGUGGCAACUCCAAAACGCUCAUGUUCGUCAUGGUCAGUCCGCUGCAGGCACACUUGCAAGAGACUCUCACAAGCCUGAAAUUUGCGACUAAGGUACACAACACGCACAUAGGCACUGCGAAGAAGCAAACAAAGAACCAUGACAUAAAGCUGUCUGAGAUGAAGCAAGAGAUAAAGCAAGAACGACGAACUUGCUGA